This is a messenger RNA of Mercenaria mercenaria, 2559 nucleotides long. Its product is annotated as adhesion G-protein coupled receptor D1-like. The record is from RefSeq and is a predicted model, not a curated record. The coding region runs from base 1742 to 2164 and encodes 140 amino acids. Gene Ontology annotation, cellular component: membrane. Gene Ontology annotation, molecular function: G protein-coupled receptor activity. NCBI's taxonomy places the organism in Eukaryota, Metazoa, Mollusca, Bivalvia, Venerida, Veneridae. Gene Ontology annotation, biological process: adenylate cyclase-activating G protein-coupled receptor signaling pathway; cell surface receptor signaling pathway. The transcript is spliced from 6 exons.
AAGCCACUAUGUUGAUUUUCUCAUGGCACGGCUCAUUUUAUUUCUCUUGCACUUUGAGAACAUUUUACUUUGCUUACGAACUUUCUUGAAGGAAGAUAACGAUCUUCAGUUUGUACACGCCCGUAAAAAAGGACGUAUUAUUUGAUCCCAUCAAGUUAUCUGCUGUCUAACUUGAGCUUUCUAAUAUGAAUAGUAUGUAGUGGGGGAGACAUAUUGAUUUAGUGUUGUCCAAUUGUCUGUCUGUCUGUCUGUCUGUCUGUCUAUCUUUUCAUCCGUCUGUUUGUCACACAGAACUUCACAAAGGUUAUCAUUGCAAAGCCUAGUUGGCAUAUUAUUGGCAUGUUCCGGUUAGAUGAUUUUCAGCAUGAGGUUUGGCCCUCAGUUCAUCAAGUGUUAUGAUUUUUUGGCCACUUCCCUUAUAUUAUUUGGCGGAUUUCCACAGCCUCAGCCUUACUGUGCAUAUUGUCGAUUCCGAUUCAGUGAUUUUCAUUUUGAGUUAUGGCCCUUGUAUUUCAUCUUGUCCGGGCAACAACUUCGAUGCUACCAAACGCCACAGAAGUGAUCAUUGUCUAGCCCAGUUGUGCAUAUCAUGGGUAUGCUCUGGUUUGGAGUAUUUAAGCGGAUUAAUGGCUCUUGAUUCGUCAUUUUUUGUUGUUUUAGCCACUUCCCUUAUAUAAUACCGCGUUUUCCACCAAACCUUGCAGGAGUGAUCAGUGCCAAGUCAUUGUAUGCAUACUAUUAGCAUAUUCCGAUUCAGUGAUUUUUCAACAGGUUUAUGGCCUUUGAUUGCUAUAUCAAACCUCACGAAUGAUUUGUGUGAAGCAUCGUCAUGUUCUGCUUAAAUCAUUUUCAGCGGGGUCAUGACCCUUGAUUUGUCAACAACUUUGGUCUGUGCUACUUUUCCAAUACAAUUAAUUGGAAUUCCACAAUACUUAACAGGAGUUACAACUGCUAAGCCUAGUUUUUUAUAAAAAUUAAAUUAGAAUGUUAGCAAACAGAGAUUUUCCUUUAGUAUUGGUCCUUAUUUUGUAGCAUUUUACCAUUUCUGCAUGAUAAGUAGUCGAAGACUACUUUUUCCACGAAAUAUAAUCUCUAGAUCUUUUUAAAUGAUCAACAAGCCGGGUCACAAAGUUUUGAAGCAUAAUAUCGCUGCCAAGCUUGAUAACCAGCGAGGUUGUCUCAGAGGUCCAUGAAGUACUGAAAACUGCAAAAACUGAGUGUUCGUUCUCUACGUUAAGCAGCCAUUAUUAAAUGUCACAAAACUAUAAUUAUAUAUCGGCCAAGUUUUUGUGUGUCCAAAUUAAGUACAACAUUUGCCGCCCUAGUAUGAUGAGGAUUGUAUGUCUAUGAAAAUAAGUCAUUCAUCAUAUUAUCAGAAAUGAAGUCAGCUUUGGUGUUCAUAGCUUUUCUCAUUGAUCUUAUAAAGACCACGUCUGGCGUCUUGUCAGUACUCAGAGAGGAAACACCGUAUGACUGAGAGACAACGUUUAAAUGUAAUAGAAAAUGGAAGAACAACUUCAAACUGUUAUUAGAUUUAUUCCCAACUAGUUUCGGCUUUCAAUGUCUUCAUCAGGGGUAUAAUGUUUACAAUGAAUAACGCUGAUGACGUCAUGCAAAGCACGACGUCAUGACAACGGCGUGAAAACGUAUGCAACAGCAUGGCUUAAUUUAAUAUUUAAAAACAUUAUACAGAAAAUACACAAUGUAAAGGUUCAAUGAAGAUACAUUAUAUCCAGAGAAAAUGCAGACAGCAAACAGGAUAUUAAAAGGAUUUUUUAUCUUUUUAUUUCACUGCCUCCUAAAUCCUCAGGUCAAGAAAGCUUUGAUGCUUCGUCAAAGAAGACGAUCGUCCGCAAAAGAAACAUUAAAAUCCACAGAUAGAAGUACAUCUAGAGAAGAGAGAAAGUCAAAGGACCUUAGAGAUACUAAUAAAACGUUAGUUGAUAGCGGAGAGUUUGCACAAGAGACGAGCAAUGACUGGAAAGAUAAGAUUUUACAACCACAAUUCUCGCAACAAGAGGUGAAGUUUUCCACACCGCUAGGUCUCUAUGGAAACGGGAGACGUGCAGCUACAUUUAAUGCCGAAUCACAUGAGUCCUAUUCAGUACGUUCACAAAACCUAUCUGAUCAAUUACAAAGAAAUAUAUUAUCUGCAAGACUCUGAUAGUGUAAGAGUAUAUUUGAGUGCAAAGUAAAUUUAUCGUUCAAUAGUGAGAAAAGAAUUACUUAGUUACUUAGCCUUUUAUGUUGCAUUUUGAAUAUGACAUUAUCUUUCUGCUUGAAAUAAACACGAAUACAUGGUUGUCAAAAACACUAAUAAAUGCUGGUCAUUAUAGUCAAUCCAUAUUUUCAAUGUACCGCGGGGCUAGACGAGCCCAAAUAAGGAAUCAAAGUCGUGUAGUUUAUAUGCUCAAUACGAUUUUAUAUCGAUUGUGGAAUGUGUGAAAUCUUUAAGUUGUGUUUUUGGUGGUUUUUGUAUUAUUUUGAUAUGCUGACGUGCCAAUAUUUUUCUCGUAUGCAUUUUAUGACUUGUUAUCAUAUUAAAUAACUAAAAGCUGA